AUGCUCAGUUGUGACGGUUCUAUUGUCGGUCAUUCCCGGUUCCACGAUCUUACAAAAUUACUCGACAAAGCGGUCUCCAGACUCCUACUCCGGCCCACUCCAUCAGAUGUCACAUUAGACUCUAUAUGUGUGCUUCUUCUCUAUGCCCAGUGGAUGCCAUGCAGCAAAGAAGACGAAGAUGAAAAUACUGAACGCCAAAGUACCUACCGCGAGCCUGAGACCAAAAGUCGAUACAACGAAAUCAGCGCUUGGGUUGUCUUGGGAUUGGCAGAGCGAUACUCUGCUCUGCUAGGCCUCGAACAAUCAGCCACAUCACUUUUCAGACCCCCUAACAAGGUUCCAUCUACAGAGGACAUGAAAAAGCUACGAGUGUGGUAUAAUUUGCUGACAUGCAACUUCAACCUCAUGCUCACAUCCGGUCUGCCUGCAUCAAUUGAUCCUAGUCCGUCAGUACAGGUAGCGUGGAAAUUUGUCUCUCAUGAGCUGAUGCAGUCCCCUGCGGAUCUUCGAGUAAGGGGCCUUGUGGAACUUGUCGGAAUAGUUCAUGUUGCUAUGUCUAGUUGUGGGGAUAUAUCUGGCCGUCAAUUGCAAGCGAGUUGCUUGGAACGGUUGAACAGUGAUUUAGAUGAUUGGGAGAAAUCUUGGUUUUCUCGUUUAGGUGCGUUCAUAUGGCAUCUUAUCCUGUCAGUUAUUGACAAUCACCAGAGAACACGGAAUCCCAUUACGACCAUUUGCCAUUCACCUCGGCCCGGUGGUAUCGACUCUCCCUCAAUUGUGCUUCACUCGCACCACUACUUUCAUCCCCACGGAUACAUCGAUCGACAGAUUCAAGUAAACCACAUUUCCGACAAGCGCUUUCAUGUGUCUCCGGCCACGAGAUUCCAUUUUGCGCACGACUUCCAAGCCAUUGUUCACUAUGCAGUUGCUUUGGUACUAGUCUCUGAAAAGGACGAGCAGCAUAUUGAGGAAACAGAGAUUGAUGAUAUGGCAAUCCAGUCUCUACUGGAUUUGAUGAAUGAUUCCGGUGUUGACUGGGCGGGCAAUCUGUUUGGAGAGUCGCUUGAUUUCCCAGAGUUGAAUAUGGACGGGAUGCUUUCAUGA
Penicillium concentricum is the source of this 1101-nucleotide messenger RNA. RefSeq names its product fungal specific transcription factor domain-containing protein. The transcript is spliced from 5 exons. The record is from RefSeq and is a predicted model, not a curated record. Bases 1 to 1101 code for a protein of 366 amino acids. Lineage: Eukaryota; Fungi; Ascomycota; Eurotiomycetes; Eurotiales; Aspergillaceae.